CGCCUUGUCCUGGGAGUAGACCGUGGCUUAGCAGCGGAAGAGAUUGCUAGCCUACACACAGCACCAACUACGACGUGUGUGUUUGCAAUGCUGGGCGUUUACUGUACAGAACGAGAAACAACACCUUCGCAUCACUGUCAAGCAGUCUGUUGUUUUGCUACAUUUCAAUGAGCUUAUGUGCGACAGUCCCCGCGGCUUAGAGGCAGUGUCGUUCGUGCACCGUUCAUCUGACAACUGUCAACGCCCACCCUCAGAGUACAGAACACAAACAAGAACAGGGGGCUACAUUGUCAUCUCGACUGGUUUCGUUCGAUCUGAGUUUUAUUAUCGGACAUAGGAAGACGUGGUGUCUGACUGUGUGCAUGCAGCAGAAUGGGUCUGGAGAAACAUCCAACGGAGAACCACCCGCGCCCUCCUUUAGGGCACCAAGCCCGCUUCCCAUGGCUGCAUCUCGGGUAAGACGGUAUGCUCAGGAGGGGAGAGCGGUCCCCCAACCAAGAGUGAUGGUGGUAUUUUCUCCAGCGAGCGACACUGAUGAUCAAGGGGAUGCUAUGUCGAGCGCAGAGUGUGCGGAUGAUGAAUACAGAAAAUCACCCAAAUCCGCCCCGACUCUAACCCUGGGAAAAUCUCUUCGCACUUUCAGCUCAGCACAGGAGCAGUUUCCAGAGGUGAUCCCGCUGAAUGUGGGCGGCACCCACUUCACCACGCGCCUGUCCACCCUGCGGCGCUACGACGACACCAUGCUGGCCGCCAUGUUCAGCGGACGACACCACAUCCCACGAGACGCAGAGGGGCGCUUCUUCAUCGACCGUGACGGGAAAUACUUUGGGGACAUCCUGAACUUCCUGCGGGAGGGUGAGCUGCCCAAAAGGGAUCGCGUGCGCGCGGUACAUCGCGAGGCCCAGUACUACGCCAUCGGGCCGCUGCUGGAGAGCCUGGAGGACACCCAGCCCCUCACCGGGGAGAAGGUCCGCCAGGCCUUCCUCGACCUCCUGCCUUACUACAGAGAUAAUCUGGAGCGCAUCAUGGAGAUCGCCAAGCUGCGCGCCAUGCAGCGGAAGGCGCGCUUCGCCAAGCUGAAGGUGUGCGUGUACAAGGAGGAGAUGCCCAUCACGCCGUACGAGCGGCCGCUCUUCAACUCGCUACGCUUCGAGCGCACAGAGAGCGAGGCUAAGCUCUUUGAGCACCACUGCGAGGUGGACGUGUCGUUCGGGCCCUGGGAGGCUGUGGCGGACGUGUAUGACCUGCUGCACUGCAUCGUCAGCGAUCUGGCGGAGCGCGGCAUCACCGUGGACCAGCAGUGCAUCGGCGUCUGCGACAAGCACCUCAUCAACCACUACUACUGCAAGAGGCCUAUCUACGAGUUCAAGAUCACCUGGUGGUGAGCCGAGUGGAGUGGAGCGGAGGGGAGAGGACAGUGGAGUGAAGAGGGGAAGGAAGGGUUGGUGCGUGAUGGUGGGUCGUGAAGAGGGCACAAUGUCGAGGUCUUUUUAGUGCGCCCCAUUCAGCUUGGAGUCUGAGGUCACGUCCACUAGAAAUGCAGAGAAAAAACGAGUUCCAGCACCUUUGCCAUUUGGCAGCGAAGGAACUGUGGUGUCACUCUGCCUUGCUCUGACAUAGAUGGUGAGGUAUCUAAGGGGAAAGAAGAGGUCACAUCACUUCCUGCCUCCGUUUCUUUGGGGGAAAACAACAGUGAAUGGGACGCACCAUCGUCCUAAGGAAGGUAGAGGCUUUUACCCCUCUGUGCCUCUGUGAACAGGACAUCAUCAGGGUUUCAAAGACUUACUGGACUCUUGAGAAAAGAAUUCUAGUAGCACUAUGCUUUAAGAAGAGGAGCUGGCUGUUCGGUUUGUGUCUCCUCAUCAUAUAGUCUUUUUUUUAUUGCAAUAGCAGAAGCUUUUUAUUUCCAAUAGGGAGCUAGGACAUUGGUUAUGUCAUGUUCAGAACCCUGUAUAAAACCCUCUUCAGUUUCAUUGGGACCUGCGUUUUUUUGUUUUGACUUUUAGAUUGGCUGUUUGUAUUUGCUCAUGUUUUUUGUGGACUACAAAGGACAUCUAGGAGUCUAUGAUCGUGAUCUGGUGUUGUUUUAUCUGCUACUCACAAAGCCGAUACAUGUCUGUACUGUACUGUCUACUAAAAAUGAGUGAAGAAGUUGUUCUCUCUUAACUGGAUGCAAUCAACCAAACUGGCUAAAUUGCUUGCGUCUGUGCACCUUUUAUGUUUCUGCAACUUGUUCUUCUUAAUCUUGAUCUUGGUUCACAUGACUGACCACAGUGCAUUUGCUAAACAUGGCUCUGCACAGUCUAUCGAUGUUCUCAAUGCAGUGAAAGGCUUUAUGGUAUGAUUCACGUCAGAUAGUGGAAAGAGUACAAGUCCGCAAACUGUAGCUCCGCAUACAACGUUUCGACCCAACAGGGUAGGACCUGAAGAAAUUUUCAAAGCGGAGCUACAGUGUGCAGACUUCUACUCUUUCCACUAUCAGACGCGCCUUUGUCCUGCACCUGGCCUCAGAGGUCUGAUGUGCAUACUCUUACUUUUAUGAUGAUUCACGCCAGACCCAUGUCAGGGAAAACACACACACACCUGUAUUAAUUUAAAAAAACUACUAUUAAAAAUAAUAAUGAGGGCUUUUAGAUAAAAUGUGUCUUUGGAUAGCAGAAGUGGAAUUUCAUCAAUCCCUGAAUUCUACCUCUGAACUAUAUAGAACAAAAAUGGGAUUGUUGGGAUCAUUUCCCUACAAGGAGCUUUCAAUUUUCAGUGUACCACUCCACUACAUCAGUUUUCAAUAUGAAUUCUAUAUAAUUGUGUAAAAGUUGAAUGUAUUUUUUCCAUAAAUGCUAAUGUUCAGUUUAAUCAUCAGUGUUUUUAUUUAUUGCAUUGUUUUCAUUUGUACAAAUUGUUUUGGUAUUUUCACAAUGACAUUUAAUAAUCUCACUUUUUUAUACGUUGUGUGCUACAAUCAUGUUCUUUUGAUGUGUAUAAAUGUAGUGAAAGCUCUACAGUAGUCAUUAUCAAUUGAGUCACUUUUUUGUCGUUAUUUGUUCUCUAAGUAUUGAGAAAGCAAAUGAUCACCAUUUCCAUUGCGCUGUUUUCAUCAUUAAUGUUAUGUAGCCAGUCAUAGUUGCACAAAGGGAAUAUCCUGUCUGAUGCAAAAUACUGAAGCGAAACUUUCAGUAGACUGUUAAUUACUAUUAUAUUAUUGCUAUAUUGUUUCUUAAGGGGUCAAAUCUUUACAAUAAUGGAUUCCAAAUGAUUGUCCAUGGUAAUUUUCAGAGAUUUUGAACAUUUCUAUCCUCCAUAAAAAGGGCUAUGCAAGCUCUGUUUGACUUAAUUUUCUUCAGCCUGAUAGCAAUUUAGCUUUAGUUCUCACAGCUCCCUAUGCAGAAAUAAUUAAGGUGUCUAAUUAAAAAAAUAAAUACAUUACAGUCGUAUGGAAAAUAUUUGACCUGCUUCUCUCUAAUCUUCUGUUUUGUGAGGGUGUUAUGUUUACCAGUUUGUCCUCACAGUGUCAUCUCAUGCCGGCACAUUGCUGAAUGUCUGUUGUGGCCUAACUCCUAUUAAGGAUGGGUUUCCUUCUUUUAGUGACUAGUAGUCGUGGAACAUUUGAGAGGAUCCCUUGGUGUGCAAGAAUGCCUUAGUGGUACUAAUUGCGUAAUUUGUUGUAAUGCUGUAAUCCUGUAUCCUAACAAGAAGGUGUAUAUUUUGCAGUUUUUAUAACAAAAAAUAUAGUUUGACUGUAUUAAUAAAACUUAUUUG
This is a messenger RNA of Engraulis encrasicolus (European anchovy), 3756 nucleotides long. RefSeq names its product potassium channel tetramerization domain containing 7 (gene kctd7). Gene Ontology annotation, biological process: positive regulation of transporter activity; membrane hyperpolarization; protein homooligomerization. Lineage: Eukaryota; Metazoa; Chordata; Actinopteri; Clupeiformes; Engraulidae. The coding region runs from base 363 to 1385 and encodes 340 amino acids. Gene Ontology annotation, cellular component: plasma membrane. The record is from RefSeq and is a predicted model, not a curated record. Gene Ontology annotation, molecular function: protein binding. The transcript has 5 exons.